AUGGGCUCGCAGACUUUGGAAAUUCUGCGCCAAGGUGUUUGGGCAUCGCUGACAGGUGGCUGGUUUUAUGAUCCCCACCAGAAUUUAUUCUGCAACACUGUGCAUUUGUACAUCUGGUUGUUCUUACUAUGUCUGCCAUUUUCCAUUUACCUGUAUUUCCCCCCGGCAAGCAUAGGUUGGAUAAUUUAUUGUGCCCUGGUAGCCCUACUAUUUACAUGCCUGAAGCUGUUGAACCAUGGCCUGCACCACAUGUAUGACACAAAGGAAUGCAUAAUUGUCCAGCCCACUGGAGAUCCAGCAAAUCCUUAUGAUGGAACUGCGCAAGAAGAGGGUAUGGAGAUGAUGAGGUUAGGGGUGGCUCUAGGCAACACAAUGGAGAAUGACAAUGAGUCUGUAGUAUCCCUGGAGUAUCACAAGCCCAAUAACAGCACCAUAGACCUCAAAGUCGACGUCCACCGCAAGAACAGUUCGGAAUCCAGUAUGGAGGAUAGUGUUGCGUCGUCUAAACAACCCGAAGCUGUCGCGACGACAAAGUCGGACCUGUGCGUUAGCCAAAUCUCAGAGACGGCCGGACCUACUAAGGUCCGCCCGAAUCACAGGGGCCGCUCCAAGACGGGUAACAAGCGGGAGCACAGAACCAAAACUAGGAGGACGCACGCCAACAGGAUCGACGAGCUGAUCGUAGAAGAGGCCAGGCAUCAGAUGUUCCUGAACAAUGUGCCCGUUCACAUGCUAACAGAAGACGGCCCCUUCGCGAAGGUCAGUCGAAGAUACCAAGAGUGCCCGCACCGCCGUGGCACCAGUAAUAGAGACUUCUUCAAGGAAUGGCUAUAUUUAGACGCGAGGGAUACCAACGGCGACCCUUACAAUCCGAACGUAGCGCGUCAACUCAGCUCGGACUCUAGAGACAACUCGGAGCCCAGCGUAGGGCCCCCUUCGCCGAAGAAGAGGACAGCGCACAGGCGAAGGUACAUCAACUACCCGGACGAGAGCUGCACUAAAUCGGCAAUGGCCUUGGCGACGCAGCCGUGCAACAUGAGGCGGAACUCCAAUUCGACAAUGUCCACCAUUCAGCUGCCACUCUUGAACUCCACGGCGCAGCUAGUCUCCCACAUGAGGAGGCACUCGAACAACGCCGAUACGGGAUUCUUCGCUAGCGUCGAGCUCGGGGAAUACAUGAUGGUGAAGGCCGAGCCACCAACGUGUAACACCGAGAAAGCCAAAGGCAAAAGUCCAGGUGUCAGACGGAUAAAAAGCGCCGCUCUGGAAAUCGGUUGCCCGCCCCCCAGCGUCUCCAACCUGUCGCCACAUCCGAAUAGCGCCGAAACCAUCGGCGGUCAGGUCCUGAAGAAUCCGAAGAACGCGGUCAUCCCGCCGCCCAGCAAGAGUCUGACGCGCGGCCCCCAUCUAAACCUCUACCCGAAAAACGAUUCGGGCGAGGGCUGCAGCUACCCGUACCUAACGUACGGAUCGGAGAUCGUGUACCCGAUAGCGGAGAUAUCCGACGAGAUGCAGACCUCGCAGAAGGAGACAGACCUGGACUCGAGCGGCGACAGCUACAGCGAUUACGAGGACGAAAAGCAGUUCCGCGGCUUCGAUUGGGACGCGGAGCAAUCGCCGGCCGUCCGCUCCAGCGACUCCGAUUACGAGAACAACGGGUCCAGGUCACCGCUGCUGGACCGGGCAGCGGACGUCCGCAUAGUUCGCUCGAAACACCACGGCGAAAGCAAAAAGCACUGCUGCGAACGGCACACGAAUGCGAAACACGGCCCCGAGUGCCCGAACGACAAAACAAAACACGUGAGACUGAAAAAACUCACCAAGAACGAGCACUACGAGAGCAAGCGCCAGGAGAGACUGAACGCGUGCGAGUGUAAAUAUAACCAGAACGGCGAUUACUUCGACAAGGCUAGCGCCAGUUCGAAGGACUUGCUCAUAGAGAAGUCAAGCUUAGAGUCCAAUGACAACCCGGAACUGGAGAAGAAAACUGAUGAUGCGAAGAUCGUCGAGAAGAAACUGUGGGACAACGAUAUAUCUAAUUCUAGCAGUAGUAGUGAAAAUAACUCUGACAAGAUAGCGGAUGACAAUAAGUAUGAUAAAACUACGGUGCCUGAGACGGAGGAGUCGCAGUUGACAUGCGACAGUAAGAGCGCAGACGAAAGAAGCGUGUAUAGCUUAGAUUGGCUUUUCGAAGAAGCCACUCAGAAUAGCGCAGUGUGUUCGAAAGUAGGUGAAGCGUGUGCCGUCCAAGAAGAGGCAACUUGUCAAAAAGUUUCUAACGCUUUAGGGGAGUCCUCCUCCAACGUUCCAAAGAAUUUAGGAGCAAUACCAAAGCAAAUUAAAAACUUAGCUCGUUCUAGAGCCUCGUCACAGAAGGAGAACAAGAAAAGGGAUAACAGGAAGGAGAAAGAUGAGAAUCAAGAAGAGGAUCGUAUUCUACUAGACGCAGUGGAAGCGCAAGCGGCGUUAGUGCAGGGCCUCGAAUGCUUAUUUGCAGCGACCAAUGCUAAUACGGUCGUAAUGCCAGCCCCAAGCAGAGAAGACAGAUCUAGGAGCCACCGGCAAAGCAUCCGAGGCGAGAGGGAGAAUUCGAACAAAACGAGAAAGCGCUCAAUCGAGGAAGUAGCACAAACGUCUACAAACACAUUGCUUCCGACAUCGAUGCCGCUAUUAGCAGCAUUCUUGAACUCAAGAGUGGAUUUUAUGCCUUGUUGCGCUAACGACAACGCUCCACCGGAGCUCGUGCAGUACGCGGAAGAAGGCCAAAGGCUCAGACCCCUCAUGGAUAGGAAUCAUAGAAACCGAGUGAGGAAAAUCAAACGUUCCACGCGGCAGCGCAACAAUCCCUCCUCGCAGAAUAGCAGCGAGAAGAAAGAUAAACCGCAGGCAUCGGAGAAUCCGAAUAGUUCGACGAACGUGCACUUUGCGACCUCCUUCGAGGACACGAGCGACGGUGCAAUACACAGGUUUAUGGAUGAAUACGGCAACUGGAUGUCGUACACGUUCGACAAGAACAGUUCUGGAAGAGCCCAACCACAGCCUGUAACGGGGCCGGACAAAGAGGACAACGCAAGGAAUAGCAGAGUGAAACCGGUGGAUGUUCCCGAUAACUCGCAGGACACAACCGGAGAAGGCAGCUGCGGCUCUCUCGAAUCAGAAGCGGGGAACAGCGAGAUUGUUAGCAAAACGAAACGGGGCGACAGCAUUGACUCGUCCAAUCAAGGCAGCAACAACCCCCUACUGUCUAGCAAUAACAACGUGUCGACCGUAGUACCAAUAAAUACUAACAGCACUAACAAACGCUUCUACGUCUUCGACGGGGGAACUGGUAGCGACCAGCCGAGGUCCCCCGUGGCGUAUGUGACGGAUAGUUUAUUGGAACAGAUCGAAGCGGAGAGGCAGUCGCGAAUGGGCUUGCCCAGCAUGCACAUCAACUUCUUGAUGAGCCAGCAAAGGGCCCAACAGCAGUCGCAGCAGCAGGCCGAGAGCUCGUCAGCACACGCGCCCAGCCUCAUGCCCUCGAUAGGAGAAGAGGCAGUAGACUUAAACAUUAGGAGUAAGUUCUCGAAGCUCAUGGACGACAUCGAGAAAGCGAACCAGCCGAAACCAAAGAGCUAUUACAAGUUCAAGCUAUCGAAGUGCCUCGAGGUCAAAGUGACGAUGGACAGGCUAAAACUCAUGGCGCUGUUCGACAGGAAUCUGACGUUCAGGGAAACCUCCGUUUCGAUAUUGCUUGCGAUCACCGUUGCGGUGCUCGGUUCGAUGGUGUUGAACCUUGGCUUCUACAAAGACAUCUACGCGUUCUGGUUCUGUUUCAUAAUGGCCGGCAGCCAGUACUCUUUACUGAAGAGCGUUCAGCCUGACUCUGCGUCGCCCGUCCACGGUUUCAACAAAAUGGUCGUGUUCUCGCGGCCCGUGUACUUCUGCUUGUGCACCGCCAUAUUGUGCGGGGUACACAAUCAGCUGGAGCAAAUAGCCGUAUUGGACGAGGAGCACUCGCGAAGCAGACGAAGCGCCGAUGUUGUCGAACCGAUGACCAUUUACGGCUUCGAGUUGAACGAGCGGGAUUUUUUGUACGUCGUCCAGGAGAUCCUCUCGAAGUUUCUGCUUUUCUUCCCCCUAGCAUUCAGCCUGGGCCUGUUCCCCCAGGUGAACACCUUCCUGAUGUACUUACUGGAGCAAAUCGAUAUGCACGCAUUCGGCGGCAACGCCACCAGCAGCCUGAGCGCCGCGUUGUACUGCGUCGCCCGUUCCUUCGCAGCGGUGGGAGUCCUGUACGGAUUCGCAUACAGCGGCCUGAUAGAGGGAAAGAAAUCGCAGCAUCAGAAGCACAACAUUCUAUUCUCCAUCUUCUGCGGCCUCCUUGUCCCGAUUGCGUACCAUUUAAGCCGCAGUGCCAGCGACUACAGCCUCAUAUGGAACCUGAUAAAGAAGCACCUCUUGCCCCCGGAACUCUACGUGAUACAGAACCCAGACGGCUCCCCUGAUUCUGAGAAGGUCGAACCGAAUCCGCUCGGCGACGAUAAAAAGAAUAACUCGGAGAGCAACAUCUCGAAGCAGAACUCCAUAGGAAGCUCCGCGUCGAAGAUCAACUUCAGCUCCGAGACGAACAUCGCCAAAUCGCAGAAGCGAUCGCAAGCGUCCAGCGUGAAUUCGUUGAAAAUGGACCCGAGGGGCGAUACUAUGAAUUCCACAAACUCUCUCAAAGGGGAGCAACCUACCGAGGCAGAAGAGAAAAAUAAGGAUACCAACCCAAGCUCCAACGCGAAUAAGCAGGACGCUUCCGAUAAAGCUGACGAAGAUAUGGAGGACCCGCUACCGAAGAAACUCCAAGCGACUGUCAACGCCAGGUUAAAGAAUGACGUCAUAGUAUGCUCUUUCCUCGGGCUCUCCGUAUUCGGCUUGCAUUGCACCACUGUCUUCACAACACUGAGGCCCCAACUAAAUACGGUCCUGUGGAUAAUAGCGGGUGUUUUGGGCUGGGUGCUGCAUUACGUGACGCCGCAACUCCGCAAACAGCAGCCUUGGCUGUGCCUCGCCGGCCCGGUGCUGCGUCAGCACGAACACGCCCAGUUCGAGGUCACUGAACCCGCCCGGCUCAUGCUGUUCGAGAAGAUCUUCGUGUACCUCUGUUUCUUGGAGCGGAACGUCCUAUAUCCUGCAGUGGUUAUCGCUGCUACUACUCAGGACGCGCCAGCAAUCGCCGAGAAGUACGGUGACACCGUAGGCGCACUCAUCAUCAGCGUUUGCGCCUUGAAAUGUCUCAGGAACGCGUACUCGGAGCCAGAGAGCCAGUACUUAAUACUGGUGUUUGCCGUCCUAAUAUUCCAACUGGACUUGGGCAGCCAGAAAAUGUCAGAGACAUUUCUCGUAGACUACUUCCUGAUGGCCAUUAUCUUCAGCAAAGUCUACGAGUUUUUACUUAAGGUGCAGUUCGUGGUGACGUACAUAGCUCCAUGGCAGAUCACGUGGGGCAGCGCGUUCCACGCGUUUGCGCAGCCGUUCUCCGUGCCACACUCUGCCAUGCUGUUCCUGCAGGCCGCCGUGUCAGCCCUUCUGUCCUCGCCACUCACCCCGGCCCUGGGCGAUGCGAUAUUUAUGACGUCUUACGUGCGGCCCGUGAAGUUCUGGGAGAGGGACUACAAUACAAAGAGAGUGGAUCAAAGUAACACCAGGCUUUCAUCGCAGUUGGAGAGAAAUUUAGGGGCAGAUGAUAACAACCUGAACUCCAUCUUCUAUGAGCACUUGACCCGUUCCUUGCAGCACUACCUCUGUGGAGAUCUUAUGCUAGGGAGGUGGGGCCAGGUGCAACAGGGAGAUUGUUUUGUGCUUGCAUCGGACUACCUCAAUUGUCUGGUGCAUAUAGUUGAGAUGGGAAAUGGUCUGGUUUCUUUUCAACUGCGAGGGCUGGAGUUCCGAGGAACCUAUUGUCAACAGAGGGAAGUGGAGGCUAUCUCCGAAGGACCAGAGGAAAGCAGCGAGGGCGUGUGCGCGCGGUGGUGGUGCGGCGGGCGGGUGCUGGCGCCGGGCGCGUGCUGGGCGCUGCGCUGGCUCGCGUGGCAGCUGGCGGCCGCGCGCUACGUGCUCGAGGGCUACUCCGUCAGCGACAACAGCGCCGUCUCCAUGCUGCAGGUGUUCGACUUCCGCAAGGUGCUGCUCACCUACUACGUCAAGAGUAUAAUCUACUACACCAUCCAGUCCAAUAAGCUGGAGGAGUGGCUGUCCUCGCCGACGAUAGCCGAAGCCCUGAAGCCUAUGAGUGAACGCUCCUUCGUUGACCUGGACCCCAUAUUUAACGUCAACUUGGAUGAGGACUAUGACUUUAGAGCCUCGGGGAUCACCAGGAGCCGGUUCUGCGCGGUGUACCAGGAGUGGGUGGUGCAGUGCGCGGCGCGGAGGGGCGCGGGCUGGAGGCGGCGGGCGGGCGCACGUGACUCCUCUCUGGUCACUCUGUGCUUCGCGCUCAGCCUCUUGGGCCGACGCGCCCUCGCGGCCGCCCAGCAUCUCUCGGCCUCCAGCGUGGAGUUCUUUCUGUACGGCCUGCACUCGCUUUUCAAAGGCGAUUUCCGUAUAACGUGCGCCCGGGACGAGUGGGUGUUCACCGAUAUGUCCCUGCUGCAGUCAGUGCUGGCGCCAGCUGUUCGAAUGGCGCUCAAACUGCACCAGGACCACUUCAUGUUCCCGGAGGAGUACUGCAGCGCGGGCGCCCUUUACGCGGCGAUAGCGUCGCACGCGCAGCGGCUCGUCAUCUGCCACGAGGCGGCGCCCGCCUGGAGGCACAGCGUGCUGCGCGGCGCCCCUCACCUGCUGGCCCUCAGGCACGUGAUGGACGAAGGCAACGAUGACUACAAGAUAAUAAUGCUGAACAAGCGCUUCCUCGGCUUCCGCGUGAUCAAACUGAACCGCGAGUGCGUGCGCGGACUGUGGGCCGGCCAGCAGCAGGAGCUGGUCUACCUGAGGAACAGGAACCCCGAGAGGGGCUCCAUACAGAACGCGAAGCAGGCGCUGCGCAACAUAAUAAACUCGUCGUGCGACCAGCCCAUCGGCUACCCGAUCUACGUGUCGCCGCUGACGACCUCGUACGCGGACACGUCGCCGCAGCUGUGCUCGCUGCUGGGCGGGCCCGUCUCCGUCGGCGCCAUCCGACGCCGCCUGGCGGCCCUCUGGCGGAGGGUGCGUCGGCGCUGCGGCGAGGGCUGCUCCAGCGGCGGCGCCUGCGAGGCGGGGGGAGGGGUGGAGGCGGGCGUCGCGAGGGGCGCGCAGCAGCCGCCUGCCCCCGCGCUGCAGCUCUCCAGGACCUCCCUUGCCGGGACGCGGGGCAGCCUGGCCAGCGCCGGGAAGCCCACCUCCUCGACCCUGGCCUCGCUCGCCGGUCUGCUCAGGGAGCACUCGCAUGAAAGGACCCAAGAGGAGAGCUGUGGGUAUGUCACACCAUCAGCUUUCGUCAGCCUGGAGAGCGCUGAGGCCAGACGCCGCAGCGAGGAGCGCGGGGGGCGCAGGGAGCGGAACAUGCGCGCCAGGAGCCAGCCGGGCAGCCGCAGCCACGCGCGCCGGGAGAGGGGCGCCGCCUCGUUCCGGCUGCUGCCCAAGGGGGUACCCGACGGGGCGGGCGUGGGCCCCACGGCGAGCGUGGGGCCCAUGGCGGGCGUGGGGCCCAUGGCGGGCGUGGCGCCCACGGCACACGCGGGGCCCACGGCGAACACGGCGCACGCCGACGAACAGGGGUCGAACGGCUGGGAAUGCGGAUGGCGGGAGCAGCCGAGGAGAGCGCUCAGCGCUAAGGUGGCAGAGGCGGACGGGGCUGGGGCGGGGGACGCCGAUGGCAGCGUGACCUCCUCCAUGGAGGAGCUGCAGAUGGUGAACGGGCUGGACCUCUCGCUGCCCGACUGCAAGAUCAUCGCCAACAGGAACGCCAGGCAAGAGCCUCACCAGGCCAGGUACUUCUUAAACGAGAGCGCCUCGAAGGACCUCUCGAAGCUGAGCAAGGAGAUACGGCACGAGCGCGAGAGCUACCGCGAGCUGACCGGCCGCUAUAUAGAGCGGUCCGAGGCGGCGGCCCUGAGGGACCCCCACCCCUCGGAGCCCUCCAAGGAGCCCAAGGAGGCCAGGAGGGAGCCCCGCAGGGAGCCCAGGCCCAAAACUAAGGACAGGGGCAGGAGGUCCGGCGCGGGCGUGAGCGUGGGCGCGGGCGUGGGCGGGGGCGCGGGCGUGGGCGUGGGCACCGGCGGGGGCGUGAGCGUGGGCAGCAAGGCGGCGAUCGUGGAGCCGCUGGGCGUGUACGACUGCAUCAACCUGGGGCGGCGCAUCGAUGUGCAGUGGCCCUCGGAGCUGAUGCGAGAGCGGGGCGGCCGCAGCCACUGGGGCAGCUGGGUGCCCGCGCAGGGCAUGGACGGCCUGGUGGUGCACAAGUGGAGUCCCAACCACCGCGACCCGAAGCUGCGCUCGCACGUGGACAAGAGCAUCCUGCUGCUGCAGAUCGACGACAAGUUCGUGCCCAUCGCCGAGAGCUGCGUCCAGGACCUCGGCGACGAGGUC
This is a messenger RNA of Iphiclides podalirius (scarce swallowtail), 8535 nucleotides long. NCBI's taxonomy places the organism in Eukaryota, Metazoa, Arthropoda, Insecta, Lepidoptera, Papilionidae. The record is from the annotation of a GenBank genome assembly.